AUGUCUAAACAGCUCACGGAAGCGGAUUAUACGAUCGGAUGGAUUUGUGCCUUGGAUGUAGAGCUGAGGGCAGCAACGGUCAUGCUGGACGAGAUACACAAAGGCCUCCCUGGAAAAAGGAACAUAUACACAUUAGGCGCGAUCGGAAAGCACAACAUUGUGGUUGCAUGUUUACCUUUGGGUAAGUAUGGCACAAAUUCAGCCGCGGCCGUUGGAACUCAAAUGUUGGAGCACUUCCAGUCCGUUCGAUUUGGCUUGCUGGUUGGGAUUGGUGGCGGGAUCUUCGAGAAAGGCAUCCGGCUGGGAGAUGUAGUGGUUGGGACACCUGAUGAUGUCUAUCCGGGGGUCGUACAAAGCGAUUUGGGUAAAGCAGAGAGCACGGGAUUCCGUCCGACUGGUGCACUGAAUACUCCACCCAAUAUCUUGCUCUCUGCGGCAGCCACGUUGAAUGCUCGCCGAGACCUCGGGUGGCCAAGGCUGGAGGAAUUCAUAAAAGGGGUGAGAAAGAAAGCGCCACGUUUGUCGAAGCUUUUCACCCCACCCGCAGAAAACUCUUCAUCGAUAUGGAGGGAACCGAGAGAGAAUUCCGUUGUCGAAGACGAAGGGCCCGAAAAUCAUAUCCCAAAGAUCCACUACGGCCUUAUCGCAUCAGGAAAUCAAGUGAUCAAAGACAGGAGCUUUCGCGAUGAAUUGAACAGAAGAUUCAACGACAAGAUACUGUGUGUUGAAAUGGAAGCGGCGGGCCUCUUGUAUAACUUUCCAUGUCUCGUAAUAAGGGGAAUAUGUGAUUAUGCGGACUCAACCAAGAACGAUACCUGGCGUGACUAUGCGGCAAUCGUCGCAGCGGGGUACGCCAAAGAGCUUUUACAGUACAUCAUGCCCCAGGAUGUGGAAUCAUCUGAAAGGAUAAGGGACGUACUUGACAAAAAUACGCAAGAAAAUGUCCGGCAAAUUCGAUCCGGACUCAAGGAUAUCCAAGAGAAACACGUGCUGGAUUGGAUUACCGACAUCGACUAUGGUCCCCAACACUACAGCAACCUGCAAACGCACCAAGCUGGCACCGGUCAGUGGAUCUUAGAAUCAAAGGAGUAUCAAAAAUGGUUGGAAACGAGCGGACAGGUUCUAUUUUGUCAGGGGAUUCCUGGGGCCGGAAAGACGAUUAUCGGCGCCGUCAUGAUCCAAGAUCUAUUCACGCGUUGUACCGUGAACGAACAAUAUGGUAUCGCAUACAUGUAUCUGUCUUAUAAUCAGCAGGACAGACUCAGCGGAGACGCGCCGGUAUUAAGUCUACUAAAGCAACUAAUUAGCCAGGCUCAAUCAAAGAACGAAGCAACAAACCUUUUCUUAAAACAUACCGAGAAGAAAACAAGACCCGCUUCCGAAGAGAUCUAUAAGGCCUUAUCCUCGACUUUCGCCCAAUUCUUGCGCGUGUUUAUCGUCAUCGAUGGCCUGGAUGAAUGCAGUACCUAUGAGUACCGCAUCAAACUACUUGACGUUCUUUUCCAACUUCAAACGCAGCAUAGAGCAAGCAUAUGUGUCACAUCCAGAUUCACUGAGAGUCUCACUGAGAAGUUCAAGGACUGCAUCAAUUUGAAAAUCCGUGCUCAAGAAGCAGAUGUGGCUGUAUAUAUCAACACCAAGCUCCAGUUUGCAUCAUCAGCGGUAAUACGAAAUAACUCAGCACUCAAAGAGAGAAUCAGGAUUGGAAUAGCUGGAAUAGUCGGUGAAAUGUUUCUUCUAGCUAAGCUGUACGUGGAGGCCAUCGAGUCAAGUACAACGGAGAAGAAAGUUGAUGACACACUUGCCGAAAUUCGCGCUGAGUAUGCAAGUCUCUCGGGGGAAAAAUAUGAGUUACUGUCUAGAGCAUAUAAUCGCAUAUUGGAAAGGAUUUGGAAUCAGAACCCCGAACAAUUGAGCCUGGCAAAACGAAUGCUUUCAUGGAUCAUCCACGCCAAAGGGCCACUGACCACGCGAGAGCUUUCCUAUGCUUUAGCCAUUCAGCCCUGGAGUUCUAGCAUUGAUAGUCGAUGUUAUCCACAUAUCGAAGAUAUGCUUUCUAUCUGUGCUGGCCUUGUCGUUGUUGAUCAAGAGAGCCAGGUUAUUCGACUGGUUCAUCACACUGCACAAGAAUUCUUGAAAACGAAAGAAACCCAGACAGGGUUAAUGCUUCCUGAUGGAGAACUGCUUAUAGCUGAGGCUUGCACGACAUACCUGUCCUUCCAAAAUUGUGACAGAAAUGAUCCUUUGUAUGCAUACGCUACCAAGAACUGGGGUCACCAUGCACGACAUGCUACUAUGUUGGUCACGGAGGUUGAAAAUUUUUUGUUGACAAUUCCACCGACGAUUAUCCAAGCCAUUAUGCAUGGGUGGGAGAAUUGGUGGGAGAAUUGGUGGGAGAAUGGGUGGGAUAAUGAGUCGAAUUUGAGUAUAACAUGGCCUCAUAAUGUCAUAACCGCACUACAUGUUGCUGCAGCUUAUGGCUUAAGCGAAGUGGCAGAACGUCUAGUAACACGUGAAGGAUCUACUGAUGGAAUAGAUUCAUUUGGCCGAACACCACUAAUUUGGGCAGCUACGCAGGGCCAUGAGGCAAUAUUCAAGAUUUUGAUCCAUACCAAGGGUGUUGAUGUUAACUUCAGGGACGAGUAUUGGGGUCGAACGCCUCUAUCCUGGGCUGUCAAAAAUGGGCAUCUCAACAUCGUCCGCACACUACUCGAGAAGGAUGCGCUUCCGAAUACAGCAGAUGCUCUAGGCCAAUCAACAAUGUCUUUGGCAGUGAAAAAUGGUAACGCUGAGAUUGUAGGUGUGUUACUACGAGGUGGUGCCACUGUUGUGUCCAAAAAUCUUUCAAAAUCACCCUUGUACCUGGCUAUACGCUACAACCAUGCAGAAGUCACGAAGUUACUGCUUGGUCAUGGUGCUCAACCAGAUUCAAUAGAUGGCCGUGGCCAAACACCGUCGUUUCAUGCAAUAACUCACGGGUUUCAUUAUGCCGUGGAAUUGUUACUGGAAAUUUCCUCCACCAAGCCAGACCACCGAGACAAACUUGGGAACACAGCACUUCAUUUGGCGGCAGAAUCUGGAGAUGUUGAGCUUGCACGGCGUCUGAUUCAGGCUGGGUGUGGUUACGAAACAAGAAACCUUCGUGAUCAGACACCUCUUUUUCGAGCUGUGCAAAGUGGUCAUGAGAAGGCUGUACAGCUUUUCUGUGACCUCAAGGCCAGUACCAACUUCAGAGUCAAGGGCGGACUCACACCACUCCAUGUUGCCGCGAAAACCGGACACAUUAAUAUUCUAAACCUUUUGCUCGCUCAUGGUGCUGAUCCUAACGCUGUGGACCAUUGCGGAAAUACACCGCUCCUAUGCGCAGCCAGCAAUGGAUGUGAAGGUUGCUUUGAUUCACUCCUGGAUGUCACGAGACUCAAUGACCAAGACUUUCAGACUCUCCUCGUGAAGGUGUGGCUCAAAGGACUACAAGGAAAUGAUAAGCAGGCGUCAGAAAUGCUUAAAAAACUGCACUUUGGCCCUCAAUUCUUUCAGGAUCAGGGCCUUCAUGUUCUUUUUCAGGCAGUCAGUCGCGGGCGUUCAGCAAUGAUAGACGUUCUUAUCGGACGAGGAUUCAGCAUAGCGGAUUACCGAGAUCGUAACGGAAGGAGUAUUCUAUCUCUUGCGGCCGCUCAUGGUCACUUGAAGAUGGUGGAAGUGCUUCUGCGAUGCCGUCAAUUCAAUCUCGACUGCAAAUAUACGCACAUCGCCGAGUCCCCACUUUGGGAAUCAAUCAAUAAUGGUCACCUUGAAAUAGUUCCAUUGCUUCUCAGUGAGGAGCAACUUGAGUUGAACUUUCCAAACCAAAUGGGCUUUAGUCCCCUUUUAUGGGCCUCUAGUGAGGGGAGAGAAGGCAUUGUGAGCUUGAUUCUGAAGCACGAGGGAGUAGACGUCAAUUUCACAGAUCAAAACGGUCAAACAUCGCUUCAUCAUGCAGCUAAAAACGGACACGACCAGGUCCCGAAACUUUUGCUCGCGUUCGAUGGUUUGUCAAUCAAUUCCAGUGAUGCCUGUGGCAGAACCCCUCUCUCCGUCGCGGCCGAAAAUGGACACGCCAACAUAGUGAACAUUUUGCUCCGUGAACGGCAUAUUGAUCCAGUUUCUGAAGACCCGAACGGCAAUGGUCCUUUGAUACUUGCCGUAAGAAACGGACAUGCGCAUCUCGUGGAGCUCCUCCUUGCAGACAUGAGAAUCCUCGAAGCCUAUCGGGUUCAGGAGAAGGCAAUGAAGCUCGCAAACGCGACAGCAAACACCACCUUGGCUGUUCUUGAAGUUUUUAUGCGCUCGGACUUAUGA
Molecule: messenger RNA, 4338 nt
Organism: Aspergillus affinis
Lineage: Eukaryota; Fungi; Ascomycota; Eurotiomycetes; Eurotiales; Aspergillaceae
Exons: 3
Coding region: 1-4338 (1445 amino acids)
Biological process (GO): positive regulation of transcription by RNA polymerase II; nucleoside metabolic process
Cellular component (GO): nucleus
Molecular function (GO): catalytic activity; transcription cis-regulatory region binding; protein binding
Source: RefSeq, a predicted model, not a curated record